AUGAACGCAAGUGAGACCAACGGCCAGAACAGUGCCAAUGAAGACAACGAGUUGUCGAGAAUGAGAGACGAGAACAAGAAGUUAAUUGAUUUGGUGGCAGAAAUCGAUGACAAAUACAAGAGAUCUUUAGCGGACGCCGAGAACACUCGGAUCCGUAUGAGGAAGCAAGUGGACGACGCCAAGGUGUACGGCAUUCAGUCCUUCUGCAAGGAUUUGCUGGAAGUGGCCGAUGUGUUGCAUACGGCCGUCGACUCUGUCCCUCAAGAAGCCAUUCGUGGAGACAAUAAAGUCCUUAAAUCUCUAUAUUCUGGUCUUGAAAUGACUGAAAAGCAGUUGCAGACAGUGUUCAGACGACACGGACUCAUUCAGAUGAAUCCAAUCGGCGAAAAGUUUGACCCCAACUCACAUCACGCUCUCUUCGAAGCCCUGGUGCCCGACAAAGAGCCGGGAAGUGUUGCCACAGUCACCAAAGUUGGCUAUAAAUUACACGACAGAACCAUUAGACCCGCAAUGGUUGGUGUGGUUAAGGCUAACCCGUAA
This is a messenger RNA of Oppiella nova, 540 nucleotides long. The record is from the annotation of a GenBank genome assembly. NCBI's taxonomy places the organism in Eukaryota, Metazoa, Arthropoda, Arachnida, Sarcoptiformes, Oppiidae.